Messenger RNA from Cannabis sativa, 626 nucleotides. RefSeq lists its product as uncharacterized. Lineage: Eukaryota; Viridiplantae; Streptophyta; Magnoliopsida; Rosales; Cannabaceae. Gene Ontology annotation, molecular function: zinc ion binding. Bases 80 to 478 code for a protein of 132 amino acids. The transcript has 2 exons. The record is from RefSeq and is a predicted model, not a curated record.
UUUUUUUUUUUUUUUUUGCCUUCAAAAAUUUUUUGCUCUGUUCAUAUUUGCUUAAUCCCACAGCUCUUUAGUUUAGGUAAUGUCUUCUUCCAGUAACUCAUACAAAAGUAGAAGGAGAUUCGUAGAAGGGGGUGAAUGGAUUCCACCCGAAUGUAAGUGUAGAAUGAAAUGUGUUGAACGUACAUCGUGGACUGAAGGAAAUCAUGGUAGAAGAUUUUUUGGGUGUCCUAGAUACAAGAAUAAUGAUGAAGUUGGGUGUCGUUUUUUAAAAUGGAUAGACCCUCCACCACCAAAAAGUGAAUUUGAUUUGGUUAGAAGGAUGGAGGAGCUUGAAGAGAAAGUGAAGAUUUUAUCUAAAAUUAUUCAGAGAAGGAAUGAUGAAGUUGACAGCUUGAUGAAGUUUAGGAAAGUGUUCAAUGUGGUGGCUCUAUUUGUUUUGGUUUUAAUGGUGGCAGUAUUAUUGUUCUAUUAUGUGUAAGUUUAGUUGUAUAUGUUUGGAGCCACAUUUGGUUUUUUGAGCUUCAUUUUGUGUGUAAAUUUAAUAUUGAAUAUGAAUGAAAAUGUUGUUAUGAAUUUGGGAAUGUAAAAACUCAGUGAUAGACACAUUUGAUUCAUGAUUUUGGGUA